Closterium sp. Yama58-4 is the source of this 513-nucleotide messenger RNA. Lineage: Eukaryota; Viridiplantae; Streptophyta; Zygnematophyceae; Desmidiales; Closteriaceae. The record is from the annotation of a GenBank genome assembly.
AUGGAUCCCUCGUCUCCCCCUCACUCCCCACAUUCAACACCUCCUCCAUCUUUCCCCCUCUCCCCAUCCCUUUCCCCCCCGCAGGAGUUUGAGGAGAUCUUUGCAACCAUGGAUCGCAACGGCGAUGGGUCGAUAGAUUUUGAGGAAUACGUUGCGGUGAUGAGCGGUUACAUGGGCGAGCAGAACAUGCAGCAGGACCUCAUCGCCAUGUACCAGCUCUUCUCUGAUAAGCGAACUGGCAAGAUAUCGCAGCGCACGCUCAAGAGGGGCGUGUUGGCCCUCGGGAUUGUCUUCUCCGACGACGAGAUCAGGGGCAUGUUCAACAGUGCUGACGUGGAUGGUAUGUUUCACAGUGCUGACGUGGAUGGUAUGUUGCACAGUGCUGACGUGGAUGGUAUGUUUCACAGUGCUGACGUGGAUGGUAUGUUGCACAGUGCUGACGUGGAUGGUAUGUUCCACAGUGCUGACGUGGAUGCUAUACAGUGUGGACACGGAUGGUAUGCUAUGCUGUGA